Molecule: messenger RNA, 1683 nt
Organism: Charadrius vociferus (killdeer)
Lineage: Eukaryota; Metazoa; Chordata; Aves; Charadriiformes; Charadriidae
Gene: SLC32A1
Product: solute carrier family 32 (GABA vesicular transporter), member 1
Exons: 2
Coding region: 1-1251 (416 amino acids)
Biological process (GO): amino acid transmembrane transport
Cellular component (GO): vacuolar membrane
Molecular function (GO): amino acid transmembrane transporter activity
Source: RefSeq, a predicted model, not a curated record
AUGGUGUGCCAGCGAGACAGCGAGCGUGCAUGUGACUGCGACUGUGCGACUGCGUGUGCCCGGGGGAUGUUUGUUCUGGGCCUGCCCUAUGCCAUCCUUCAUGGUGGAUACCUAGGACUCUUUUUAAUAAUUUUUGCUGCAGUGGUUUGCUGCUACACUGGGAAAAUCCUUAUUGCCUGUCUUUAUGAAGAGAAUGAGGAUGGGGAGAUAGUCAGGGUGAGAGACUCCUACGUGGACAUAGCGAACGCGUGCUGCGCGCCUCGCUUCCCCACCCUCGGAGGCAGAAUUGUGAACGUGGCUCAGAUCAUUGAACUGGUCAUGACCUGCAUUCUCUAUGUGGUGGUCAGUGGGAACCUGAUGUACAACAGCUUCCCCAACUUGCCCGUCUCCCAGAAGUCAUGGUCCAUCAUUGCCACGGCAGUGCUCCUGCCUUGUGCGUUCUUGAAGAACCUCAAGGCUGUCUCCAAGUUCAGCUUGCUCUGCACGUUAGCCCAUUUUGUGAUCAACAUCUUGGUGAUUGCCUACUGCCUCUCCAGGGCACGCGACUGGGCCUGGGACAAAGUCAAGUUUUACAUUGAUGUGAAGAAGUUUCCCAUCUCCAUUGGCAUCAUUGUCUUCAGCUACACCUCUCAGAUCUUUCUGCCUUCCUUGGAGGGGAACAUGCAGAACCCCAAGGAGUUUCAUUGCAUGAUGAACUGGACUCACAUAGCAGCUUGCAUCCUUAAGGGACUCUUUGCCUUGGUCGCCUACCUGACCUGGGCUGAUGAGACCAAGGAAGUCAUUACAGACAACUUGCCAUCCACCAUUAGGGCAGUAGUCAACAUUUUCUUGGUGGCCAAAGCCUUGCUCUCGUACCCCUUGCCGUUCUUUGCGGCUGUGGAAGUCCUGGAGCGGUCCCUUUUCCAAGAUGGAAAUAGGGCGUUCUUCCCCAACUGCUAUGGGGGUGAUGGGCGGCUCAAAUCCUGGGGACUCACCCUCAGGUGUGCCCUGGUAGUUUUCACCCUGCUCAUGGCUAUCUAUGUCCCGCAUUUUGCCCUCUUGAUGGGUCUUACUGGGAGCCUCACAGGUGCAGGGCUCUGUUUCCUGCUACCCAGUCUUUUCCACCUCAAACUCUUGUGGAGGAAGCUCUUGUGGCACCACGUCUUCUUUGAUGUUGCCAUUUUUGUUAUAGGUGGUAUCUGCAGUGUCUCUGGAUUCAUCCACUCUUUGGAAGGCCUCAUAGAGGCCUUCAGAACCAACGCUGAAGACUAAGGAGGGGCCAGAGCCGGUUGCAGUAGGAGAAUCGCAUCGAACAUCCGCAUAGCCAAAUAAUUCUGCAUCCCUUUAAUGGAAAGAGUCAUUAUUUUCGUUACGUGCAUCCAACAAAUUCUAUGUCAUAGAAUCUGCAAAUUAAAGGAAAUAAGAAGAGAUGAAAAGUGUUCGCCCUGCCGUCUUUUUAAAUAAGCUAAGAGUUAAAUAUAUUUUUUUGUUAUUUAGAAUUUUUUGAAGGAAAUUAUCCAGUGCCCCACCCUUAUCUCCUCACUUGUUGCCUGAAGCUUGGCCCCCCGCGAAUGACCUGUUGGGAAACAGUCAUAGUUUUCAAUAUUCCUUACAGAUAUGCAAUUCAGUGUUUCAGGAGCUGAAACACAGGUGCCGAUCCGAUGGGAUUGGGUUACUGCGCUCACAGAUGGGAAGCAAACCGGC